Molecule: messenger RNA, 2945 nt
Organism: Musca vetustissima
Lineage: Eukaryota; Metazoa; Arthropoda; Insecta; Diptera; Muscidae
Gene: GckIII
Product: serine/threonine-protein kinase 25
Exons: 8
Coding region: 393-2540 (715 amino acids)
Biological process (GO): protein phosphorylation
Molecular function (GO): ATP binding; protein kinase activity
Source: RefSeq, a predicted model, not a curated record
AUGUUCGUUUGCCUCACACCUUUCCUCCUCCUGAUCGAGUAAAACGAUUUGAAAUCUGCUUUCGUGUGCGUGUGACUGUGUGAGUGAGAGAGUGAGGUGUGUGCUUAGAGUUUGUGGCUUUUUUACUAUCGCUGCUGCUGCUGAUGUUUACGGAAGUUAUAGUCGCCGUCUUGUAGUGGAUCAUUGUUACUUUUAAGGGAAAAGAAGUGUCUUGUUUUGUUGUUUGCAUUUGUUGCUGCAUCACCCGCAAAAGGCGGAAGAGGAAACCAUAGCUGCCAAUUGUUGCAGCAGUCACCAGCUCCAGCACCAAAGGAGGUAGUAGUACUUGUCAAGUCGAGUGCAGCGUUAGACAGACAACAACACAUUGCCACCGACAUCAUUAUCUGCCCACCAUGUCGUGGACAGAGCAAAAGGUCGAUCCGGAGUUAAUCUUCACAAAACAGGAACGCAUCGGUAAAGGAUCAUUUGGUGAAGUUUUCAAAGGCAUUGACAAUCGUACUCAACAGGUGGUGGCCAUAAAAAUUAUUGACUUGGAAGAGGCUGAAGAUGAAAUCGAAGAUAUACAACAGGAGAUUAUGGUGUUGUCGCAGUGCGACUCGCCAUUUGUUACCAAAUACUUUGGUUCGUUUCUCAAGGGAACCAAACUAUGGAUUAUCAUGGAGUAUUUGGGCGGCGGUUCGGCAUUGGAUCUAAUGAAGGCGGGUUCUUUCGAAGAAAUGCACAUAGCCAUAAUAUUACGUGAAGUUCUCAAGGGUCUGGACUAUUUGCAUUCAGAAAGGAAACUACAUCGAGACAUAAAAGCUGCCAAUGUCCUCUUGAGCGAAAUGGGCGAUGUGAAAUUGGCCGAUUUUGGUGUAGCCGGCCAGUUGACGAACACCACAUCAAAACGCAAUACAUUUGUCGGUACACCAUUUUGGAUGGCACCAGAGGUUAUUAAACAGUCCAUGUACGAUUCCAAAGCUGACAUUUGGUCGCUGGGAAUAACGGCCAUUGAGUUGGCUAAGGGUGAACCUCCCAACUCUGAAUUGCAUCCUAUGCGUGUCUUAUUCCUUAUACCCAAAAAUAAUCCGCCACAAUUGACGGGAAAUUAUACGAAAUCUUUUAAAGAUUUUGUUGAAGCGUGCCUUAACAAGGAUCCAGAGAAUCGUCCUACUGCAAAGGAAUUACUCAAGUAUCCUUUUAUUAAAAAAGCUAAGAAAAAUUCGUACCUUAUCGAUCUGAUAGACCGUUACAAGAAAUGGAAAUUACAAAAGGGUGAUGAAAGUGAAACAGAAUCUGAGAAUUCCGAUUCUGAUGACUCCAAACCGGGCUGCAAUAAUGACGAACCAUGGAUUAUGACUGUGAAAGGGGCUCAUUUUGGAAAUGAGGCCACCUCUCCACACAAGGCAAUAACUAAUAACCAUUUCAAUAGACUGGAUGAACAUGAACUGAAAAUGGAUAAACUGGCCCAUGGUAUGGAUACAUUGACACCACUGUCGCACCAUGGCAGCAAGCAUCAUUCCCAGGUAGGCGCCUCUUCCUCAUCAUCAUCCUCCUCCGUUCAAUCAACGUCUCAAAACAAGCGUGACAGUAUGGCGGCAACAUCAGCAGCAGCCUCGUCUUCUGCAGUCGCUUCCGGCCCGUCUUCAUCGGUCACAACUAUUACGUCCUCUAAUGCGGCAGCUUCGAUCAAUACCCGUGAUCACACGAAUCACCAUCUACUCCAUCACCCAGCACAGCAUUCCCAUCAUCAAGUAUCAAACAAUAGCUCCUCCUCUGCUUCCUCCUCGUCAUCACCGUUGUCGUCCAAUGCCAAUUCUUCCUCGCAACAUAAACAGUUAAUGUCCUCAACUGGCAAUUUGUUGGAGAGUUCCAGCAAGGCGGGAGUUAUGUCCAGCUCAUCGAGCACUAACUUUAAAGAACAACAAAAGGUUAGUUUGAGACCUACUCGUACCACAUCUCUGGAUGCAGAUAUUGAAAGACGAUCAUCGUUGCAGUUAAUGGAUCAUGGUAAACAACAGCAACACCGAGACGACGAUGAGGAGAGAUCCCUGCGGCGCAGUACUAUGGCAGCUUCUAUUUCCUCGGUGGCUGUAACACCAUCCAGCAGUGGUGGUGGUCAUAUGCUGGCCACCAGCAGUAGUAUGGGCAAUGUUUACAAUGGUAACUCCCAUGCAGGCUCAGCCGAUUUUAUAAACCACGAAUCGGCCUCCCUUUCACCUACAUCAUCCAAUACAAAUCAUAAGAGUAAUUCCUCAACAAAUAUUGGCGGUGGCAGCAGCAGCGGUGGUAGUCGUGUGGCACACACUAACAGUGCCUGUCUUAAUAAUUUUCUUUUUCCUAUACUCACUGAUAUUCAACGUAAAUAUAGCAGUAAUUCCAAUAAGAAUUUGAAUGUAUUGGAUAUAGGCGAUUUGAAAUCGGUAUUCGAAUUGGCCGAACGUAGUCGUCCUGGUGUAAGUGACCUGUUUCUAAAAGAAAUCAUACAUAAACUGGUACCGGGAUAUUCGGAAACACGCAUCAACAAUAUUAUGGAUAGAGCAAUUAGAAACAAGAAAUAGGUUAUAUGCCCCUACGACGUCCAAGUCCGGUUUUGUUGUGGAAUUUUAUUAUGUUAUUCCUGCUUAACGUGUUUUUAUUAUUAUUAUUAAACAAAUAUUUUAAUUGUAUUAUUAUUUUUAUUAUUAUUCGUUCUUCACGAUGAUGUUAUGUUAUCUUUCUUUAUUUUCUACCAUACUUCCACUUUGAUAGUUCCCCCCUGCGUAUUGUAUGUAAAAUUAAAUUAAUACAAAAAAUGAAAAACAAAAAAAAAAGAAACAAAGCACGGAAAACUAAACAAACAAAAACAGAUCGCAUGUGCAAAACUGCAAAAUUUGCUGCAGUAAAACGGCAAAUAACUACAAUAACUAAAGAAAUUAAUCAAUCAAUCUCCAAAAAGAAAAAACAAAAAAUACUAGAAAAUCAGA